CGUGACCGCGCCCCCGAGGCUCAGCGGCUCGCGGUGGAGAAGAAGAGUGCGCGCCUCGUUAAGAGGCACCAACUGUCCUUUCCUAUAGAAAAAACAAAAACAAAAAAAACAAAAUAUCUCCGCUAUUACAUGGCGAAAUUGGUUGUAUUCGACGUCCAGACUCGUAUCAAUUCGGGACCGUGGCUCUGACAACGACAGGCGAAGUGAAUAUCCGCAGCUCUCAGUGGUUGGUGUUUGCCGGGUUUUUUUAUAGCAGUAUCGUGCUUGGAGGCGCUUGAGUGCCGAUAUCGUCGUUCCCUUGGGUGCCGUUUCUUGCUUUCUUUUGACAGGUGACACCCGUACGUCCUGUUCCCGAAGACCAGAAGUCCUUUGAAGGUUCUGUCUUCUGUGCUGUUCACCCGGUGUCCCUCUCAGCUCCGGGCUGCCUGCACACUCACCCCGGCGCGGCCUCGCUCCUUGUCGAGCCCCUGACGACACAGCUACCUCCUCUGUAGAGCCCGGAACAAGCACUCGGCCGUGUUUACAGCGAUCAUCGAAUCGGGGGUUUCAAAUUGGGAAAACGGUAGAAAACUGGAGAUAUAGAUACGCGGAGCUGUCAUUUAGCAUAUAUACGAGGCAGAGCAACAACACAAAAAUUCCCAUUCCACUGCUCUCUGAAUUGAAAGAAUUUCUGUUUAUUCUCUCACGCAAAUAUCUUAUUCUCUUGUGCAUAACAGCUAUUAAGCUAUUUGACACCGAAACGUCAAAACACAGAAACUAAACACGCUUUGAGCUAAGGCAAGGCCUUGUCUGCUAACUCCGAUAGCUCUAUCGCUAACUCAGUCUGGGUUUAUUCAGCGCCUCUUAAUCUUAUUAACAGUGCACUUUUUGUCUCUCAUUCAACGUUUGUUUUGUACCAUACUGCACAAAAGAGGGGCGAUUUUAAUUAAAAGUUAUUCGUUCAACGCACAGUAUAGUUACAUCAUUGCCAAGCUUGCUGAGAUAUCUAUUGAGCCGAAGAAGAAAACAGAGCUGUCGGAUAAUUCCCACCUUGGGGGGAAAAAGAAAAAUCUUAUGUGUUGGGCUGGUUUCAGCUGACCUUUGCUCGGUACCAAAUUAACAAAGCCCCUGGUGAGCUUCUUUGCGCUUCAGAACUGAUACGGAAAAGACUUGUUUUAUAUUUUUGUACCAUAGAUCAGGAGCAAUUUAGAACAGGGUCACUUAUUUGCAUAAAGCCCUCUACUACUGUUCAGACAUGAGUAUUGAGAUUCCAGUCGGUCUGACGGAGCUGCUUCAAGGCUACACCGUGGAGGUGCUGCGCCAGAGGCCGCCGGAUCUGGUGGAGUUUGCCGUGCAGUAUUUCACCCGCCUGCGGGACACCAGGAGCCAGGACGGGUCUGGGACCGCCGCCAAACCCGGGGGGAAGGGGGUGAUGUUUGAUGGCGAGCCGAUGCAGACAGAGUCGAACGGCGACGAAGAUGACGAGGAUGAUGACUCAGAUUUUGAACCUCCUCCCCCCAGCAGAUUUAACCGGAGAGUGUCGGUGUGUGCGGAGGCCUUUAACCCUGAUGAUGAUGAGGAAGACUCUGAACCGAGAGUUGUCCAUCCAAAAACAGACGAGCAGCGUUGUAGAUUACAGGAGGCCUGCAAGGACAUACUGCUGUUCAAGGCUCUCGAUCAGGAGCAGUUUUCACAGGUGCUGGACGCCAUGUUUGAGGUUCUCGUGCAGCCACAAGAACACGUAAUUGAUCAGGGAGAUGAUGGGGACAACUUUUAUGUAAUCGAGAGGGGAGUGUUUGAUAUUGUGGUACAGAAGGGUGGUGAGGGCUGCUGUGUGGGUCAGUACAAUAAUAAAGGCAGUUUCGGAGAAUUGGCCCUCAUGUACAACACUCCACGUGCUGCAACUAUAAUUGCUAAAGAGGAGGGAGCCCUUUGGGCACUGGACCGAGCAACGUUCCGUAGACUCAUAGUGAAGAACAAUGCGAAAAAGAGGAGGAUGUAUGAAUGCUUUAUAGAGUCUAUCCCACUGCUCAAAUCACUAGAGCUGUCUGAGAGAAUGAAGAUUGUUGACGUCUUGGGCGUAAAAUCAUUUCAGGAUGGAGAGAGAAUCAUUAUGCAGGGUGAUAAGGCUGAUUGCUUCUACAUUGUGGAGUCUGGAGAGGUAAAGAUUAUGAUGAAGAGUAAAACGAAAGCAGACAGACAUGAUAACGCUGAGGUUGAGAUUGCUCGCUGCAGCAGAGGGCAGUAUUUUGGAGAACUUGCUCUUGUCACCAAUAAACCACGAGCUGCCUCAGCCUAUGCUAUUGGGGACAUCAAAUGCUUGGUGAUUGAUAUACAAGCCUUUGAGCGUUUGCUGGGACCCUGUAAAGAGAUCAUGAAGAGGAACAUCACCCACUAUGAAGAGCAACUGGUGGCUCUGUUUGGAUCCAGCAUGGACCUUAGGGACUGAGACAGACUGGCUGUGCCUUACACACACACACACACACACACACACACACACACACACACACAUACACAAACACCCUAUACACAACACAGACCGAAAUCAUUUUGUAUGCACACAUUCCUUUUUAUGUGCACUCAUACUCCAACCAACAUGCUCGCACAUAAAAAUCAUAUCUCACACAAACACACCUACUGUCAUUGCGUCAGCUGCUCAGUAUGAAAUACAAGCAUUACCAGCCCAAAUGCUGUGACCCUGAACCAACCACAGCCUGGAGAGGAUGUGCGCACAUAUACACGCAAACACACGUUCACUUACACCAAAAAUCCCCAGCCAAGGACCCAUUCUUUCUCAUGGUCAUUUGCAGUCGCAACAAAGAAAAGAAUAAAGAGAUAAGAUAAAAAAAAUAAUAAUAAUCUAUGUUUAAACAAGUUAUCUUUCAAUAAAAAAAAAAUGCAAAAAAAAAAAAGUGCAAAAAUGUAACAAAGUUUUAGAGCAUUUUAUGAUGAUGCAAAGCUUUGAUAAACACUUGUUUAAAUAUGACCUGUUUCCUUCCCUGAUGUUGGUGCAUAAAAGUUUUUGCUGGUGGUAUCCACAGUGACCGAUUUUCUCACUUAAACUCCACGUUGUAUUGAAUAAUGUAUUACUAAUAUCAUUAUUAUUAUUGUAUAUUAUUUUUGUUAAAGAUUGACUCGCUGACCCACCCCCCCAAAUUUGAGGAUGCGAGGUAAAAUCUAGUGCAGAUUUUCCCUUUAGUCUUUCUGAACAAGUCAACCUGAAAAAUAAAUAAAGCAGACAUUUUGAUAA
This is a messenger RNA of Myxocyprinus asiaticus (Chinese sucker), 3229 nucleotides long. Its product is annotated as cAMP-dependent protein kinase type II-alpha regulatory subunit-like. Lineage: Eukaryota; Metazoa; Chordata; Actinopteri; Cypriniformes; Catostomidae. Gene Ontology annotation, cellular component: cAMP-dependent protein kinase complex. Gene Ontology annotation, molecular function: cAMP-dependent protein kinase regulator activity. The record is from RefSeq and is a predicted model, not a curated record. The transcript has 10 exons. Gene Ontology annotation, biological process: regulation of protein phosphorylation. Bases 1235 to 2428 code for a protein of 397 amino acids.